Molecule: messenger RNA, 847 nt
Organism: Aphanomyces invadans
Lineage: Eukaryota; Oomycota; Saprolegniomycetes; Saprolegniales; Verrucalvaceae
Exons: 4
Coding region: 30-650 (206 amino acids)
Molecular function (GO): aminoacyl-tRNA deacylase activity
Source: RefSeq, a predicted model, not a curated record
CCUGAUUGAGACUUCAAAAGUUGCGUUCGAUGGAGGAAGCAGGCGUCGUGGCUUUGGCUGCACGAGUCGAAGCACUGGAUGUACGCCUUCGCGGCGUUGAGGGCGUGGCUCGUGUGGCGAAAGACAUCAGAAGCCGACGAGUCUACAGCGCCAGGCUCGAGCGAGCUCCUCACGACUACUACAAAUGGGUACUGGCGGACCGAGCCAAGUUUCUGAAAUGUACCGUGGCCCAGCUAUGCAAAAGCAUUAUCAUGGAAAACGUUGCGUGGAAAUCCGAGAUGCACCACGUCCCUCGUUACGUGUGUGUGAUCGUGCAAUACAAGGCCAAAAUUAACUCGGACAAAGUGGCCAAGUUGAUCCGGGAUGCUGGUAGCAACACGAUCGAUAAGAUUUCUCGGAAGCAAGUCAAUUUCCAGCACGCUCCUCCCGACACGUCCGCCCAGCUGACUGGUUUUGAAUUCAACGGCGUGUCGCCGUACGGCAUGACCACACCUCUUCCGGUGGUCGUGUCCGCCCCAGUGUUGGAACUGCCAUACAUUUGGCUCGGCGGUGGCGCGCACAAUGUCAAGUUGAAAGUUGCGGUGUCCCAAUGCAUUGAAUCCCUUGGCGCAAUCGUUGGCGACGUCUCUGAAUCCCGAAACGAAGGGUAGAUCGAGCUGCUGCCACGGACGAGCACCGUCAUCGAUUCAUGCCUCACGCCAAAAAAGUAGAAUCGAGUAGCGUCAUUUACAUUUCAAACAUGUGCGUGAAUGGCCCGUUCGAUUCAAAGUGCAAGGCCUGCAACGACGACUGAGGUACGGCAAUAGCCAAAGGGCGACAGUCACGGUACCUGGCGAUUUCCAAAAGU